This is a messenger RNA of Olea europaea var. sylvestris, 1705 nucleotides long. RefSeq lists its product as uncharacterized. The transcript has 4 exons. The coding region runs from base 110 to 1420 and encodes 436 amino acids. Lineage: Eukaryota; Viridiplantae; Streptophyta; Magnoliopsida; Lamiales; Oleaceae. Gene Ontology annotation, cellular component: nucleus; cytoplasm. The record is from RefSeq and is a predicted model, not a curated record. Gene Ontology annotation, biological process: oxidative RNA demethylation. Gene Ontology annotation, molecular function: broad specificity oxidative DNA demethylase activity; oxidative RNA demethylase activity; ferrous iron binding.
GAGAGUGAACUGAGAAUAAAGCCGUCUUUAUCUUUCCUCUCGCCUGAUGCAAAACACUCUCUAGAGUCUCUCCUAUCUUGUGUUCGUGUUCGAGCAACUAUUCAAAUUCAUGAUACUCAAAAUUUUCCUUACAGCCCUCACUCCGUCAAGAUUUACGUCAACAAUCAACAAAGUCUCCAGCAAUAUUUUCUUCCUUGGAAGGACAGUAAAGAGAGCCAGAACUAUGGGAUCAAGCCCUGAUGCCAAUUGUACAAUUUCCCCAGAGAAAUUAAGAAUGGACAAUACAAGAAAUCAAUCGGAGUCAUGUGAUUCAUCAGUUGAUCUCCAUGGGAAGGAGGUUCCUUCACCUUCGGUUAGCAUUAAUUCCAUUUAUAAAAGUAAGAGAAGAACUAAAAUAGAUUUGUCUACUGAGCACGAGCCAAGAUCAGAUGAGGUUGGUUCUUUCCAAUCUGAAGUACUGGCCAGUUUACAUUCAGGUGACAAUGAGAACAUCUCGUAUUUGCCUACUUGUUUUGGGAAGAAACGUGGACCUUCUACUUCUAGAAGUUCAAAAUUUCACCAGGCUAACCCCAAGUAUGGAAAUGGUAAGAAAAGUUCAAGUUCCACCAAGGGUGUGAACAUAGACGAACCAUUUGAUAUAUGCCUCUCUGAGCCCUUGGAACAAGAUUUUCUUGAGCCUUCUAUGUAUGAAAGGAAUCGGGAAAAACAGAUUGAAGCUGAAUGCUUGCUUGAAGAGAAUGGUCAACUGUUGAGACCUGGAAUGGUUUUACUGAAAAACUACAUAUCCCUUGAUGUGCAGGUGGAUAUUGUAGAGAGAUGUCGAAAUUUAGGUCUUGGCCCCGGAGGGUUUUACAGACCUGGUUACAAAGAUGGAGCAAAAUUGCGUCUUUACAUGAUGUGUCUUGGUCUCGACUGGAAUCCUCAAACAAAAGUGUAUCAAGAAAGGCGACAGCAUGAUGGUGCUGAGCCCCCUAGAAUUCCUAGUGAAUUCACUUCAUUAGUACGAAGAGCAAUUGAUGAUUCCCAUACUCUGAUUGAAAGACACUCAACAACAAAGAAUGUCGAGGACAUACUCCCUCGAAUGUCUCCAGAUGUGUGCAUAGUUAACUUUUAUACCAGUAGUGGGCGACUUGGCCUCCAUCAGGAUCGUGAUGAAAGCAGGACGAGUCUACUCAGUGGAUUGCCUGUCAUCUCCUUAUCAGUGGGCGACUCAGCUGAGUUCUUAUUUGGCGAUCAGAGAGAUGUUAACAAGGCUGAGAAAGUUUUACUAGAAUCAGGUGAUGUGCUGAUAUUUGGUGGUGAAUCUAGACAUAUUUUUCAUGGAGUGAUGUCCAUUGUCCCAAAUACAGCUCCACUGGCCUUAUUGGAACGUACAAAACUUCAGCCGGGCCGUCUCAACCUUACUUUCAGAAAAUAUUGAUAUCCCACCAGAAUUUCUAAUGGAAUAUGCGCUAUGAUGUUAUCUGUUGAAGAUGGUCAUUGUCGAUUCUUGCAAUUCUGGUUCUAAUCCAAGUUUGGAGAGGGUAUCUUGUACGGGGAAUUGGGAUCCUAAAAUGCGACACGUCUUCGGAUUUAUAUACUGGAAUGUAACGUAAUAUCAAUCUAUUUUACAGUUUUCCUGAUAUUUUUGAAUAAAUAUUAUCAGAAUUAUUAUCAUAAAACUCUUUUUGUAUUUUCACUUCCAAUUUAUAUUUCUGAUUUGGCA